AUGUUCAAGAACACCAAAUCAGCGGAUCGCAGCGCUCGGGAGGCUGUGGACAUCAAUGUUAGCAAUCCCGAAAGCUCCAAUACGCCAGAGACUGUGCCAGAAUCGCCAACGCCCACGGACAAGAAAGCAGAGACGCAUAUGUUCAACGAACAGACAAAUUACGUGUCCAAAGUCAAGGUCAUCACGCAUGCGCCAGCGUGGAUCUCGUAG
This is a messenger RNA of Colletotrichum fioriniae, 210 nucleotides long. The record is from RefSeq and is a predicted model, not a curated record. NCBI's taxonomy places the organism in Eukaryota, Fungi, Ascomycota, Sordariomycetes, Glomerellales, Glomerellaceae.